Knipowitschia caucasica is the source of this 441-nucleotide messenger RNA. The record is from the annotation of a GenBank genome assembly. Lineage: Eukaryota; Metazoa; Chordata; Actinopteri; Gobiiformes; Gobiidae.
AUGUGUUUUUGCAGACUUGUUGUUGCAGCAGACGUGUUGUGGCAGCAGACGGUUGUUGCAGCAGAACUGUUGUUGCAGCAGACUGUUGUGGCAGCAGACGUUUAUUUUGCACGCAGACGUGUUGUUGCAGCAGAUGGGUUUUCCGCAGCAGAACGGUUGUUGAAGACUGUUGUUGCAGCAGACCGUGGUUGUCGCAGCACGGUUGACGCAGCAGACAUGUGUGUUGCUGCAGACGUGUUGUCGAAGCCGACGUGUUGUUGCUGCUUCCGUGUUGUCGCAUCAGUCGUGUUUUUGCUGCAGACUUUUGUGCCAGCAGGCGUGUUGUGGAGCAGGCGUGUGCAGCAGGCGUGUUGUCCGCAGAAGGUUGUUGUCGCAACAGACGGUUGUUGCAGCAACUGUUGGUCGCACAGACUGUUGUUGCUGGCAGGCGUGACUGUAUAG